This is a messenger RNA of Medioppia subpectinata, 626 nucleotides long. The record is from the annotation of a GenBank genome assembly. Lineage: Eukaryota; Metazoa; Arthropoda; Arachnida; Sarcoptiformes; Oppiidae.
GACAACUUGUCAGAAGUGGCCAAACAAUGUGCGGCCGUUUCGCCCAAAGCCUGAAACCACUGGAAGUGUUGGCAGACGUGAGUAAAGACGCCGACUGUAAACGACUGAUUGACAGUACGAUCAGUGCAUUCAAACGAUUAGAUAUAUUAGUGAAUAACGCGGGAAAGGGUGUGUUCUGUUCGAUCACUGAUACGGCUAUUCUCGACAAAUACCGGGAAGCGAUGGACACAUACCUCCGUUCAGUCGUUUAUUUAACACAUCUAUCGGUCGAACACUUGGAGAAAACUAAAGGCAAUAUUAUUAACAUAUCGAGCGUUGCGGGACUUAAACCGUGUGCGCUCGAUAUGUUCACCAAGUGUUUGGCCCUAGAAUUGGGACCCAAAGGGAUUCGCGUUAAUGCUAUCAAUCCGGGUGCCGUCCGGACUAAUUUCCUUCUAGCCAUGGGCUGUUCUAACGAGCAAAAGGAGGCCUUAUAUACUGUAAGGGCCGUCAAAUGCCCGGUCGGACGGGUCGGUGAGUCCAUAGACAUCGCGAACGCUAUACUCUUCUUGUCCUCAGACGAGGCCUCGUUUGUGACGAGCGUUAACUUUGUGUCCGACGGCGGCUAUAUUCACGCCCCCUCUUAA